AUGCCCCAGCUGCAGCCUGGCGAGGCCCUAGUCGAGGUCAAGGCCAUUGGUUUGAACUUUGCGGACGUAUUCUGCUGCCUCGGGCUCUACCAAGCGGCCCCCAAAGGCGCCUUCACACCCGGCCUGGAAUUCGCGGGCGUGGUGACAGAUGUGCACCCAGACAAUCCCGACGACAGCAGCGGCGGCGGCCAAACCCCAAGCAUCUCGCUGCGGCCCGGGGACCGCGUUAUGGGCGUCACCCGUUUCGGCGCGUUUGCGUCGCACGUUGCGCUCGCAGCAGGCUACCUUCGACCAAUCCCCGACGGCUGGAGCUUCGCCCAGGGUGCCGCGUUUGCCGUGCAGGCCCUGACGGCAGCGUACGGGCUGCUCGUGCUCGGCGACCUCCAGGCCGCGUGCAAGCGCCGCCCCGGCGGCGCCACCGUGCUGGUGCAGAGCGCGGCGGGCGGCGUGGGGCUGCAAGCCGUGGCGAUCUGCCGCGCGUGUGGGGCGCGCGUGCUGGGGCUGGUUGGGAGCGACGGCAAGGUCAAGACCAUGAGGCAGAUUUUGCACCAUCAACCCGGCGGCGGCGGCGGCGUGACAUUGAGCCCUGAAAUCACCGGCAGCGGCAGCGGCAGCGGCGGCGGCAGCGGCGGCGGCAGCGGGGGCGACGAGGCCGCAGCCCUCGGGGUGGGGGUCGUCGCAAGGGUCAGGGGCGAUGCGGCCGUGAGGGCGCAGCUGCAGGGCUACCUGCGGGCGCGUGACCUGGAGGGCUUUGACGUGUUCCUGGACAGUGCGGCGGGGGAGUACCUGCAGCCAGGAUACGUCGUCUUUGGCGCCGGCACCCUGACCCCGCCCCCCGGCAUCAGCCUUGCGCGCGACUGGCGGCUCCUGUGGCCCCCAAACCUGCUCGCUGCACUGCGGCUUCUGCUCAGCUGGGCCACGCGGCCGCGGCUGGACGUGCUAACCAUGCCAGGCGAGAACAAGGGUGCCCUGGGGUUCAACCUCAUCUGGCUAUACCAGAGGGCGGAUCUCAUGGCGGACCUGUUUGACCAGGUGCAGGCGCUGCACCUGCCGCCGCCCCAUGUGGGGCUGGUGGAGCCGUGGGAGCGGCUGCCAGCAGCGCUGGAGGCGCUGCAGGGCGGCGGGACUGUGGGCAAGGUAGUGGUAGUGGUGGAUGGUGAUGGGUGA
This is a messenger RNA of Monoraphidium neglectum, 1167 nucleotides long. Its product is annotated as alcohol dehydrogenase. Gene Ontology annotation, cellular component: cytoplasm. The transcript is spliced from 2 exons. The record is from RefSeq and is a predicted model, not a curated record. Gene Ontology annotation, molecular function: quinone reductase (NADPH) activity. NCBI's taxonomy places the organism in Eukaryota, Viridiplantae, Chlorophyta, Chlorophyceae, Sphaeropleales, Selenastraceae. Gene Ontology annotation, biological process: cellular response to oxidative stress. Bases 1 to 1167 code for a protein of 388 amino acids.